This is a messenger RNA of Pedinophyceae sp. YPF-701, 2040 nucleotides long. NCBI's taxonomy places the organism in Eukaryota, Viridiplantae, Chlorophyta, Pedinophyceae. The record is from the annotation of a GenBank genome assembly.
AUGGACGGAGAGCGCAAGAGGCCUGCUGGAGCAGCAGGAAAGGACGAUGACCCUGCCAGGCCCUCCAAAAAACACCAAACGAAUAUCAGCGACUUCUUCGCGAAGCGGCAGGCCCCGAGCUCGACGGGCGCCGGCGGCCCUGCUCCGCCGGCCGCGGGCCAGUCCGCCCCCCCGACGACGAACACGCCCAUCGUCGUGUCGGACUCGCCCAUCGUCGUGUCGGACUCGCCCAUCGUCGUGUCGGACUCGUCCGCGCACGGCUCGCAGGCUGCGAGCGACAGCAACGACGACGGCGAGUGGGGCGACACGAACGAGGGGCUCGACGCUGUGUUGGCGGAGAUCCAGGACGACGGAGACCUGGAACAGAGGUACCAGGCCGCGAAGCUUUACUUCCGCUCGAAACGCGUCGACCGCUGGGUCGAGGACACGCUGGCCAGGAUGGAGCCGGACGAGCGCGAGGCGAUGCAUCCUGCCGUCGAGACCGCCGGCAAGCUCGCCGCCGUCCUGUACGGCAACAUGGUGAGCUGCGACGCCACCUUGGAGGACCGCGGCAGCAUCACGAAGGCCCAGCGUUUGACGUGGGGGGACUUCGACGAGCUGUUCCCCUGCGCCGCGGACCUGCUCCUGGAGCAGGUCGCGACCGAGGUCGUCGCCGGCGUCCGCACCCCGCUGAUCCCGCUCCACGUGCUGGACGGGUACACGCGGGACCAGCUCGACAUGGUGCACUCGGGGCGCACGUGCGCGACGUGCAUCACGGCGGACCGCACGCGUGCGGUCAGCCACAAAGAGGCGCUGCGGAAGCGCGCCAUCAUCUACUGCGACCUCCCUUUCAACUGCCUCCUCGGGGACUCCCAGUGGUCCUACCGGACCCUGGGGCCCAUCGACGAGAUCCUCCAGUGGAUUAACGACAGCGCGCUGGUGGAGCAGCUCAAGAAGAUGGGCAACCCCUUGUACGAGCUCGUCGUCGAGGAGGAGCCGGAGCUCUUCGCGGUGCUGAUGCACAUGCUGGACGCGCGUGUGCAGCACCUGCAGCAGGGCGACGCGAGCGGCAAGGGCCCGGACACGCUGGCCAAGGAGCGCCGCAUCAUCGUCGCGGCGCUGCUCGUGCAGCUCCUGGGGCCGACCGGUCACCUGGACCUGGUCGGGCUGCCGAUGGUGGUGGGGGUGUUUGGGCCGAGGAGCUCGCGCUCCAAGGGGAACUAUCUCCAGAUGGUCCCGGACGCGCUGAUCGGCCAGCUCGGGCACGUGCUGCCGAACCUGCUCGCGAUGUCCAACGCCCUGAACGCACUAAAGUUCACGGACGGGCUGGACCGCGCUCUCCAGCGGGCGCGCAGGAUCGCCUCGCUGUGGUGCGCGAGGCGCGACCUGCCCGACGGAGACCCGGGCUGCUUCCCCGCGGCCAUCCGCGACCGCAUCUGGCCGCCGGCCGACGCGGACGUCCCCGAGCGCCGCGUCCUCUUCGAGGCGAACCCCCCGGGGACGCCGCUGGGGGGGCUCCACGACCGGGGCGAGCGCGCGAGGACGGGCCGCGCGAAGAUCAAGGAGCUCAUGCGGGCGCGGCUCCGGCACUACGACGGCCACCAGGGCGCCGGCGACGACAGGCCCCGCGCGCAGCUGCUCAGCACGCUGCUCUGGCCCGAGUAUGGGCUGUGCCCCCACCACGAGCUAUGCGUGCGCGCGGACUUCGACCUCCCGCCCUGGGACGAGGACACGAAGCUCGUCAACGUGAUCACGACGCACGGGGCGAACCAGUGCCUGCUCCUGAGCGCUGUGCCCGGGGACGCGACCCAGUUCCUCGACGCGCUGAACGACCUGGGCUAUUGCUGGGCCUGCGGAAACCCCCGCGGCGACCGCGUGGCGGUCAACGGCGGCCGGGGGCGCGGCGCGGCGCAGAAGCCCGAGGGGACGAACGCUGGCAGGAUUCCAGGAUCUGGUGGCCUCUGCAAGAGGUGCUACCAGAACGACUGGAACGACACCAAGAAGCUUCAGGCCAAGGCAGCGCAGGCCAAGGCAGCGCAGGGCGCGGCGGCGCAGGAGUGA